AUGUGACGAACCUUAUCACGAUAUGGAGAGCCUCAAGGGAUGAGGACCACUUAGAUGGAGUCGCGUAAAGAAAGUUUACUGAAAUUCCUCGAAAGUAUUGAAGAAAAAGAAGUUAUAAUAAGAGAGAAAAGGGCGGAAAGUAUGAAUUCCCCUCCAGAGAAGGACAUUCCCCCCAUCAACCCCCAGAUUAUGAGAGAAAUGACUGUCAGACUAGAGAGAACUUCAAAAGAUUUGGCUGGGAUGGUUUCCUGGCUGGAACGAGAGAUGUGUGAAAUGAGCUCACACACUGCUAGAUUUGUCGACUUUCACGCUAAAGCUGUUGAUGAAGUCUCGGAUAAUACCGACAAGUCGGUAAAAGCAAUGUAUUCUCUGCUAUCCAAAGCCAGUUCGAUGGAGAAGGACAUGACUAAAGUUGAGAUGAUGUCUUCACACUUGAAAUCGAUAAACAAAUAUCUGGAGAGACUUGACUCGACACUUGCAACUAUCAAACCUAACCCUGAAAUCUCCUAACAGAUCGGUUUAUUUUCUUACACUGUUAAUUUCGCAUAUUUGGGUUGGCUACGCAGCUCUAGAUUUCUUGAUUAGAGCCGCGCAUUGCGCAUCCGAUCCUAACCUAGAACGGAAAUGAGAAUGCACUUCUGCAUUUUGUGAGAUGCUGUUUUGAUUUUGUUGUAUUGCCAUUUCUAGUUAUUUUUUCUUAGAGAGGUGAUAAGUUCCCUUUGUAUCAAAGUUCUCCUGGCUUAAAUUAUUGCUUGUACGUAUGUUCCUUAGUUUUGGGUCGUAAGUUCUGAUUUUGAUAUCAUUUGACGUCAAAUUUUGUACAUGACCCGAAUUUCAUUAAAAAUUGAAUCCCUUUUAGUGUUUAGGCUGGUAUAUAGAUCUGGUAUAUAGAUCUGGUAUAUAGAUCUUUCCCUAUUGUAGAACUGUUAAAAUUAUGUUUUGAGUAUUUAAGGGUAAUCUUCUACUCUUUAAAGGAAGUGGUAUAAAGUCUGAAUUCAUAAAUAGAGAAGAAGUGGACAUAUGUUUUAUUGAUUAUUUAAUGUGCAUUUCAAAUUGCAUCUGUUGUUACUGAGUUUCAUAUAGUGUAUAGCGGUUUAGAAUAAACUUUAUAAUACAGGUCUUGAAAUACGAUAUUCGUCUCUGAUAGUGAUGAUGUAGUUAUAUACAUUUCAUUCAACUCACAAAAUACUAAAUUCACAUUGAAUUUAUUCUGGGCGAAUAAGGUGCCAACUUAUACAUAAAGAUAAUUGUUUUCAGGUUAAAUGUUGAGAAAGGCAUUACAACGAUCUCUUCCUUCCCUAGGGAGGAGCAUUUCAACCUACCAGUUUCUAAAAAUAGAAACCCCGUCACCCAAAGUUUACCAUGUCCAACUCAACCGACCAGAGAAAAGGAAUGCCAUGUCUCUGGAGAUGUGGUAUGAGAUAGGGGAAGCGUUCGACGAAUUAUCAGAUACCUCAGAUUGCAGAGCGAUCAUCUUGUCGGGUAACGGUAAAAUGUUCACGGCCGGGAUUGACAUAUCAGCAUUUAUCAGUGUUGUGCCCCAGCAGUCUGACUCGGCUCACAAGUCUCUUAGUUUGCUGAAGACCGUGAAGAAACUACAGGAUAGCUUCACCGCAGUAGAGAAGUGCCGGAAACCAGUGAUAGCUGCUGUCCACGGAGCCUGCAUAGGGGGAGGCAUUGACCUGAUCUGCGGGGCUGAUAUCAGGCUGAUGUCCAGUGAGUGUUACAUGCAAGUGAAGGAGGUGGACAUUGGUAUUGUAGCUGAUGUGGGGACUAUACAGCGCCUCCCCAAGAUAGUUGGUAACCAGAGUCUAGUAAACGAGUACUGUUUAACAGCUCGGAAGAUCUCCUCAGAUGAAGCAGCCCGAGUAGGGAUAGUGUCCCGGGUCCUGGUGGAUAAGGAGAGUAUGAUAGAGGAGGCGGUGGCACUAGCUGCUCAGAUUGCUAGCAAGAGUCCGGUGGCAGUGCAAGGGACGAAGAGUAAUCUGGUGUAUAGUAGAGACCAUACUGUUCAGGAGGGACUGGAUAGGGUGGCGCUCUGGAACUCUGCUAUGUUGUUGGGAGGUGAUCCUAUCGUUGCUAUGUCUGGGGCUGGCGAGUUUGAAGACCCUUAGAUUGCUCUUUAAUUGAGCAACUUUAUUUAAUCUCAGAGAAUUGAUGUGAUUUGAAUUUGGCUAUGAGGCUUUUGAGUUGUGGCCCUCAUAAUAAUUGUUAAUUCUAGGAACAAUUGGAACUAAUGUACUGACUCAGAGUUGGUAUUUUGAUUAUUUGUAAAUUUAUUGUGUUGAUCAUUUGAUUCGUAGAUACUUUGUUUUAUUUCAUCGCAAUCCCUUGCAGAAAAUUUACAUAUUAAUUUAUACUAUUAAUUUCGCUAUGAUAUCUAUAAAACUACAUCUUGCCGAUGCUAGCUUUAAACCAGCUCAGUUUUCAGAAUGGUCAAGAAGAAAGGAGAUUUAGCAUUUACAGUAAUCCAUCUUCCUGCCCUCUAUCCAACUCUCGAUAUCAUCUCGCAGAUAUCUAUAUCCCCUGUGGCGGAUGGAUUUGAUGGUACUGUCUGUCUGAACAUUGCUCCCCAGUUUCCAUCUUCAACUUUUAAACAGAUAGAUGCGUUCAAGCACUGUGCGGUAGAAAACAAGGCUUUAUCACGAAUCAUCCCUGAAAACACACGAACAAUCAUCAUUAACAAUCUCAGUUUUUGGAUUCUCUAUUGUGGGCUGCAGCGAGUGUACAAGGAGCUAAUACAACUCAGUAGAGAGCACAAAGUCAUAACCACCAUCUCUCACGACACUCUGGAUCAGGAAACGGAGGAUACUAUCUUACUCUUACCCGAUCUUAUCUUAUCACUUUCUCCUGAUCCUGAAGAUCCUCUUUCCGGAACACUCAUGGAAGUGUUACGACAAAGUUCGGGAAGAACGGAGAAGAAAACGCAACGUUACAGUUUGUUGAAAUCAGAAUCUUCCUUCAAGUUGGAUAUCUCUAAAAUCGAGGAAAAAACCGCUGCUGCCCCCGAAUCUAACUCUCACAAUAUAACGUUUGAGUUAGGACUAUCUGAGCGAGAGAAGAGUGCACGUGACGCUACAGAACUACCGUACACUCGCAAUUCAACAGACAAAACAGAGGAGUCAGCUGGGCAUAUUCACUACGUUCCUGACGAGGUGGACGACUGGGACGACGAGGAUCCGGACGACGAUCUAGAUAUUUAGUGAUCUGGACAUUUAGUGGGCCGGGCUCUUGGUGGGCCAGACUUUUAAUGGGCCGGACUAUCUUAUUGUAUUUCAAGCGCAAACUUAAAGUUUCUGUGAUAGUUUUCAACAGACACCAGGGACCACUUCUGAAGUUUUAUUUUACUGAACAGUUUGAACUAAGGUGCUGCAUAAAUCAUCAACAUACGAAUUUAUCUCCUUCUUUUGGGAGACUCAGACAGCAUUAUAAUAUCCCUCUCGCCAGACACCUAAUGAUUUUUCCAAUUCUCAUUCGUCCUUAGCUAUUCAAAUUUGAUUUUGUUCGAAAAUGGCACAUUUUUCUUAAUAUUCUUGAUUCCACGAGAAUACUUUCCACCGAAAAUUAAAGUUAUUUUAUUAGUGAGGCUACCCCACCAAUCACCAUGGCAUGGUGACCAUGUACACCCACGAUCACAAUAACUUUGAUGGGGCGCACGAAGCCUGCAGGACGAUUAUACUAAAUACGGUCAUUGUGGACAACAAAGGCUGAAAACCACAUAUUUUCGAGUCAGUGCUUCACUUGAACCCUGUGCUCUGCCGUAGCAAUUCGUGGUUUUGUUGUAAUCUAAAACUAGAUUUUAUUUGAUUAAAUUGUUUUGAAGGAACUGUUUUAUUAUUAUUAGCCUUUUAUUUCCUUCGUACCACAUCAUUACGAAGAACUAAUUUAAAUCGACGAUCUACGUCGUGAUUGGGCCGACAGUGCGAUGUAUUCGAUCUAGCUUACAGUUGCUAUUGUACAAUACUUUACGUCUGACCGUCUGACGUUAUUGAUCUUUAUCUAUUUUCCAUCA
Molecule: messenger RNA, 4012 nt
Organism: Bolinopsis microptera
Lineage: Eukaryota; Metazoa; Ctenophora; Tentaculata; Lobata; Bolinopsidae
Product: delta(3,5)-Delta(2,4)-dienoyl-CoA isomerase, mitochondrial-like
Exons: 7
Coding region: 2433-3203 (256 amino acids)
Biological process (GO): tRNA wobble uridine modification
Cellular component (GO): elongator holoenzyme complex; nucleus; mitochondrion
Molecular function (GO): delta(3,5)-delta(2,4)-dienoyl-CoA isomerase activity; tRNA binding
Source: RefSeq, a predicted model, not a curated record